Penicillium oxalicum is the source of this 1008-nucleotide messenger RNA. RefSeq lists its product as uncharacterized. The coding region runs from base 1 to 1008 and encodes 335 amino acids. Gene Ontology annotation, molecular function: hydrolase activity. NCBI's taxonomy places the organism in Eukaryota, Fungi, Ascomycota, Eurotiomycetes, Eurotiales, Aspergillaceae. The transcript has a single exon. The record is from RefSeq and is a predicted model, not a curated record.
AUGGCCUCCGCGCGAUGGUGGCUUUAUAUCCAGGCCGUGGUCUGGCGCUUCCUCAUGCGUAUCGGCAUGUUUCUGCAUACCCUGGCGCCGCCUCGACCUCCACGACCCACGUUUACACGUACUGUCGAGUCAGACACUCAUAGUUUAGUCAUCCAUUUCUACUGUCCACCGGAUUAUCACCAUCGGCGCCGGCAAGGUCACCGCUAUCCCGUCGCGGUCAACUUUCAUGGCGGAGGAUUUACUCUGGGGUGCGCGACAGACGAUGGCCGCUGGUCGGCCGCAGUCGUGGAGCAAGUCGGUGCCGUUGUGGCCAGCGUGAGUUACCGACGUGCACCAGAGCAUCCAUUCCCGGCCGCGGUGGACGAUGGCGUGGAUGCAUUGCUUUACCUGGCAGCCCAUGCCUCGGAUUUGGCGCUGGAUGUGAGCCGCGUGGCACUCAGCGGCUUCUCGGCGGGUGGCAACCUGGCCGUCACCGUGCCUCUCCGGCUACGGGGUCGGAUUGCGACUGAAAUCAAGGAGCAACUGGGACGGGCGGAUUCGACGCAGCAUCUAGUGAAUCAGACCAGCGAGCUCAAGAUUGUGGCUCUGUUCUGCUGGUAUCCGAUCCUGGACUUUCUCGAGUCGCGUGAUCACCGUCGCGCGAUGAGCAUCAUGCCCGACAAGACGCUCCCCAAAUUCUUCACGACCCUCUUCGACGAAGCGUAUCUUCCCAACCGGGACGACCGAUCGUCUCCCUAUGCGUCCCCCGUGCGCGCAUCCGAUGAAGAUCUACACGACGCUCUCCCGGAGGAUGUCUUUUUGUUCAUUUGCGAAUGGGACAUGCUGAUGAAGGAGGGUCAAACCUUUGUGCGACGCCUCGAGGGUCUGGGGAAGAAAGUGCGGUCCAUGAUGAUUGCUCAAGCUCGGCAUGCUUGGGACAAGUCGGCCAAUCCUUUCCGGGAUCAAGGCAGUGUGGACAUUCAUUACCGUGAUGCCUGUGCCGACAUGAAAGCCAUUUUCGAUCGGUAA